UCUCACCUCUGAUCUUUCAUUUCAUCUUACAGAAUGUCUUCACUGAGCGUUCUGUCUGCCUGGCAGUGUGCUAGCAUCAACGUUUCCCCUGUUGAUCAGCGCCCGUUUAAAGCGGAAGGAGGAGGGCGGCGUUGCUAUGGCGACUGCUCAGACGUCAUUUCCGCGCGACGGAAGCGCUCCCGCCUGUGGCAGAAGAUGGCGGCGGCGAAGCGUAGCGUCUUGUCCUCUUUGGCUGUUUAUGCCGAGGAUUCAGACCCGGAGUCGGAUAGCGAGACCGGGACGGCGGGAAGCGAUGGGGGAACGGCUACGGGAGAGAAAGGAGGGCUCGUCUCCGUUGGGUAUGGAGAGGAUGAUUUCAGCCGCCUGGAUGGGGAUGAGGAGGGGUAUGAAGAGGACGACGAUGAGAACAGCAGGCAGUCAGAAGAUGACGAUUCAGAGACUGAAAAACCUGAGGCUGGUGACCUAAAGGAAUUCUCAGAACUGGAGAAAAGAGAUCCUCAGGAGCUAGUUGCUUCUUUUUCAGAAAGAGUGCGGAACAUGUCUCCAGAUGAGAUCAGAAUCCCUCCUGAGCCUCCUGGCAGAUGUUCUAACCACUUGCAGGAUAAGAUUCAAAAGCUGUAUGAGAGGAAAAUAAAAGAGGGCAUGGAUAUGAACUACAUCAUUCAAAGGAAAAAGGAAUUCCGCAACCCCAGCAUCUAUGAAAAGCUGAUCCAGUUCUGUUCAAUUGAUGAACUUGGUACAAAUUACCCAAAGGACAUGUUUGAUCCUCAUGGCUGGUCAGAGGACUCAUAUUAUGAGGCACUAGCAAAAGCCCAGAAGAUUGAAAUGGACAAACUGGAGAAGGCCAAGAAGGAACGCACAAAGAUUGAAUUUGUGACUGGCACUAAGAAGGGCACAACAACAAGUGCUGCCUCUACAACAACCACGACAGCCAGUACUACAGUUGGAGAUGCACAGAAGAGGAAGAGCAAAUGGGACUCAGCCAUCCCUGUAACAACAAUAGCUCAGCCCACCAUCCUCACCACUACUGCAACACUGCCAGGUGUUGUCACAGUGACAACCAGUGCAAGUGGAUCCAAAACUACAGUCAUAUCAGCUGUUGGCACCAUUGUGAAAAAGGCAAAGCAGUGACCAGCACGCUGGGCUUGGAUUUUUGGACUGAAUUGUCAUCAAAACCAUUGUUCUUGAAAGGAAGGGGUGGCUUUCACCUUUGGUAAAUGAUGACAAGAUUCUUUCAAACAGACCACAGCUCUCAUUUGGAGGAAUGGGGGCAGGAGCAAGGCAUGCCAGCUGUGUGUGCACACCAAUGGACCUCUGCCAAAAAUGCCUCUCUUCUUGCUUCAGGAAGAACCAGUCUCUGUAUUGUGCUGGAGGAAGAUGAGAUAUAAAUUUUAUUUCUUCUACUACUGCAUUGAGUUCUUAUCCUCCUUGCAAGUCUGGUUUAACUUUUUGUUUUUUUAAUUUAAAAAUAAAGAUAAACAAGCAGUGGGGGAAUAGCAGUAUUAUCCUUGUUUAUUCCAGAUCAUCCUCAAAGGCUGUUGCUUAUGAUAUGCACCUCCCUCGAACGUGCCAGCUCAGUUUCAAGGGGUGUAAAGCAGAGACUAUUGGUCAGUGCCCAUCCUCAAACGUGUAGCAGAGACUUGAAGCUCAUUCUACAUCUAUGAAUGUAGAUGGAUUGUUUGUUGUAAUACUGACAUCUGUACCUGUGUGCAUAUCUGUGUGUAUCUUGGUGAUUACGUGUUUAAUGGCUGAAAUAUUGAGGUAACUGUACUGAAGUUGUCAUGUUACCAUCUUUCAAGGAUAGAGAUUUCUAUGCAGAAGCUGUAGAGGUUUGAUUUGUUAAUUCAUUUGCAAAGACCUGUGCAGAAACCUUUCAUUCUCAUGGAAUGAGAUUGGAGCUAUAGGAGAGCAUCUGGUCCUGGCUAUGAUGCUGUCUUUGUUCUAGAUAGCGACGUAUCCCAGAGUGCACACAUGGCAGUCACUGCUUGCUCCAAUGUUGUGAAAAAGUCUUUUCAGUUUAAAAAAAAAAAUUUAUUGUAUAAAUCUUCUUACUCGUGUUGCAAAAAUUAUUAUAAAUAUUGAAAGUCUUUAAAAAAAAAAAAUGGUGUCAUUCACGUGUCUGCAUUUCUUAUCUUGGUAAGGGAAAAGAGUAAGCACCCAUUAUUUUGUACUCUUGGUUACAGAAAACAGGCAGAUAAGCAGUACAUCCAUGGCAGAUGGGUGCCAUGAAGUUUUGUCAUGUUACUGAUUUAUUCUUUUUUUUUAUAUCUCAGACACUGGAGGAAAAGAGGAAAAAGGUGUUAAAAUUACCUGGCUUGGAAGUAGUCUCAUUAUAGAGGAUGUCCUGGAAUAGUUGGUGACUCAGCUGUUCUAAAUGGUGAUUUUUCAAACCUGUUCCAGCAUUUAAGCUUCUUCAAAAGUUGCUCUCUGUCAUCUGGGGUUUCCCAUAAGAUCUCCAUCUGUGGAGGUCAGUCACCCUGCAUGGAGCUCAGCAGCAGGUGAGGCAGUUUGCUCACGUUUUGGAGGUAGGUGGAAUGGAUACUUCACUUUGAAGUCCUGCUGAACGGUGUGUGGGUGAAGGUACAACAGGUUUAAAUAAAAAAUAAAGGUAGCAGCUGCUGCAGUAUUUUGGUCGAUGGAUUAAUGACCAACAGGGCACCAGAAUGAUCACUGCAAUUAGUUUAGUCCUGUGAGCAGGGGGUGGGAGGUGUCUGGGCUGCUAGAGCAACAAACAUUCCUCUAAUGAAUGUCCUCAGUAUGUAUGCUGUGAGCAAGUCUAUACGAAACUGAAUGAAAUUGAAUCUGGCUGGGCUGUGUGCCAAUACACAGCAGUGCUGCCUGGUACCAGAUGUGCCAGCCUGUCCUCUGCAUCCCAUUCCUGCCUCCUUUCUAAUAACUGAUGGUAAACACAGAGUGGGAGAGUUUGAGACUGCAUUCACUACACCUCAUUUACAGACUGAGCCUAAGCACUGUCAGCUUUGGAGGGAAGGAAGGAGUGUGACUUUAUAAUGACUGGCUGUGUUCUGCCUGAUGUCCUACAGGUCCUGGAGCUGCCGGAUCAGAAAUGGUCACAAAGAAAAGGAAACCAUGCAGAUAGGAUCUUCUUAAAGACUCCUUACACUACCGUGGUGGGAAAUCUAUUCCUGAUCCUUUUUUCUUUCUGCUUAUGUUCAGUGUCUCACUUUCAUUAAUGGCUUGGAAGGGUUAUGUGCUGUGCAAGUAAAGAACUGAAUCUGACUGAACGCAGCAAAAGUUCCUCUUGGUCGUAACAUGGUGUAACUGUGCUAGAUGGAAUAGCUUGAUUACAAGGAACCAUUAAUUACACACCUAGUUAGACAUGUCAGCACUUGUAUCUCUGUAUGCUGUACCAUAUCAGGAAAAGUAGGCAGCAUGGGAAACUAAUUAUUAUUAUUAUUUUUGAAGGUAGCUACCAGAAUGCAGCUGAACACGAACCAAGGGGAUACAUUGGCAGGAGGAGAAAAAGAGCAUGAUAGAAGAAGUGCUAUCAGCUGUGAAUUGGAGCUGGGCUCCAGCCUGCUGCUUGGCACCUGGCACAGGGCAAAUGCCCCACGUGUCUGGGAGGAUGAAUCAUUUAACUACAACAGCUACUGAGUGCUGUUUCGGUGCAAGUAUCUCACUUGUAUCAUGCAUCCUGACAGCCCACCCUUCCUCUUUCCAUGCCCCCCCCGUGUCUUCUUGCUCUGCAGUAUCCACAGCCAUUCCAAACCUUUGGAUUUCUUUGUGUGCUUUAUGACCAGACCUGUUCAUGGCAUGGAAUGACAACAUCCAGGCAAGAUCGUCAGUAUGGAUUGGUCAUAUUCUUCCUAACAGGCUCUUUGGGCUGAGACAAGCUGAGCAGAGGUGGCAGUGGGGCACCUGGAGCAGCAGCUUUAGAGCUCCUUGACUAACAGGCCGUGCAGCUUGUUCUCUCCUCAUCGAGUGCUGUCUGCAGCAGAGAAAGCUGCCUUGAAAUAGGAAUGAUUUGGAUUUUUUCCUCCUCUCUCCAUUCCAAAAAGCCCAAAUAGGGAUGCCAAUCAUUGCAUAACGAGCUUGCAGCCAGAACAAUGGGUUGUUGCUCUUGUUUAUCUUGUGUGCUGCUAUCGGAAGCAAUGCACAGAUACAGUGCAGACUGAGGAAAAAGCCUCUGCACAGCUGCUGGGAAUGUGGCAUGCAGGUUGGCAGCUGUGAAGGAGGGAGAGGUGGGAGGGCUUCAGGUGCUCACAAGUGAUGUACUGCUGGGAAGUACUCUUUCCUGGCCUGUGAGAGCUGCUGCCUUCGGUCCUGGAACAGGAGGAUCGAUUGGUCUACAUGUUAGGUAUCUGUCUGGUUGUGGUCAUGCUGAGGGCUGUGUGACCACUGCUGAUCUGCAGAGGGCUGAAGGGACGGCGUUCCUCAGCUGAAUGCUAUCUGCUGGUCCACCUUCAGUGCCAGGGCAGCUGCCUCCCAGCCCUGCUGAAGUCAUUCUUGGCAGCUGGGCUCUGCCUUCGCCACUCUUCUGAAGCCUUAUUCUCCCACCUCCAUGCCCUGAGGUGUUGGUUUUCUUUCCUAUUGGCUUGGUGUGAUUUAAGGAGCCAUCCUCCUUUGAUGCUGUUGUGGGGAGGGAUUUGUGUCAGGGAUUUGCUUUCUUCCCAUGCCUCACCAACUGAAAGAGCAGGCGGGGAGGGACAGCCCUUACCAGCCCCGCCUCAAGCUGAAAGGUGAGCACCUGAAGCUAUGUUUUACCUGGCUUGCUGCUCUGCUGUCUGCUUGAAGAGGCUGAGGCUCUAUAGUAGACAUUCUUGCCAAGGCUUGGCUGACCACCACCUGCACCAGCUCCGUUCCACCUCUUCAUCCUAGCUGCAAACAAACCCAAAGUCUCCUUGUCCUCUUGCUGAGCACUUAACACCAGCAUGCUUAGGCACCACUGUUGCAGAAUAGUUUCCCAUCUGUCAGCCUUGCAGUGCACAAUGCUCCUCCCAGUGUUUAUACCCAGCUUCCUUCCUUUUGUUCCAAGUGAGAGCCACGCACGCUGGUGCCUUCCAAUAUUUGGCCUUUGUUUAUUUGGAACUGCUCUGUGCCUGGGGCUGGGCUCGUGCCUUUGGUUGCCAACAAACAGCGAAGCACCAGGACUUCACAAGGAAAGGUUUUGCCUUUUCAUGCAGGAGGCGUCUGUCUGUCUGUCUGUCCUCUGUAUUAGGCAGCAACCAAGCCAUGGGCUUGCCUUGUAGAGUGCCCAUACACACUGAGUUUGCCCAUGCUUGUGCCUGCUCCUCUCUGCUCAGCUGUUGCGCCGUUGCAAGGUGGCAAAUGGUGACCGUCCCUUCCCUGCCAGAUGGGGCCAAUGGCUCCUUGUAAGUCUCACCUACCCAACAGAACCAGCAGAAAAGGAGAACUUUCCCAAAUCUUUCCAAUGCAUCAAUGUGGUGAGGUGCCCGUCUGGCCCUGGGAGGUCCCGUUGUCAUAGAAGUGUCCAUCUCUGGGUGGGGUUAGGAUCUCCACCUCUGCAUGGAUGUUACCACUGUCACAGGCUGGGUCCUUUACUGCUGUUUUCCUUGUGUGUUGGUGCCCUGCUUACCUUUUGUGUCCUGAGUACAGCGGGCCCAGUGUUUGCUUAGCAGAGAUUUCCCUUCAUGUCAACCCCUGAUGGCAUGGAGCAUCCAUGGCAAAAGUAUGGAUGCAUGUGGUUAUGCUGUCUUAAGGAGAAGGCUGAAGAAGAGAAUGUGGGACUUCAUCCUUUACUUGUAAUUACCUAGAUAAUUACAUUAAGCCCAAUUUAGUGUAAUAAAUCAUAGGCACAUUACUAAUACUACUAAGCAUUCCUUAGGUUGAUGCAGAUAGUCUAUAGGAUAUUCCAGUGCAGCAAAUGGUGUAGAUCAGGAAAAACACCUCUUUCUUUUAGCAGAGUGUGUGCCCAACUCAGAACGGGAACUGCUGUGCAUUGGAUGGAGCUGCUCCAGAGCUGUCCCAGAGCUGCCCCUGGUGCACCGCGGCAGAAGGAGAGAGGGAAGAGGCUCUGUAGGAGCUGGUAGGGAUGGGGCACCCAUCACCCAUCGGCCUCUGGGCAACCUGUGCUGCCUUUAGCAUGAAAACCUUCCUUAUAUCCAAGUGAUGGUGCUGUGGGUCUGAAGGUGGGAGCAGGGACGCUUGGGGGAUAACCCCCAUCUGCCCUUUGCCAUAGUGUGAGUGCCACAGUCCCACUGGCAGUGCUGCAUUCAGUAUUUGUAGUGGUUGUAAACAAAGCAGACAGCCCCCAAACCCUGCACGUUCCUAUUUUUCCUUUGGAUCUGAGCAGGGACCUCUCCGACGGCGCAAGGAAAACACCGAGGUUGCCAAACUGAGCAACAGUUUGAGAAACAGGGAAAUAUAGGAGUUCGAGUGCUGUGCCAUCCUCAGCUUCCCCUGUUUCCCGUUUGCUGUGAUUCUUGACUGUGCAAACACAUCCUCCUCUUUCCCGGCUUAACCCAUUUACUCCCAUUUACUCCAGCUUCGUUCUUUCUCCCAGCACAAGGAAUCCGGCUGCUGGGCGGAUCGGAGCCGCAACACCCAACCUCCGCCUUCGUUGGGCAGCAGUGCCACGGAGGGACGAGCCCUGAGCCCUCACCAAUAAAGCAACCGGUGGCAAACACAGCCCCCUUCCCAGGGCCGGAUCAGCUGCCCGCUGUCGGCUCAGCCUCUUUUCCUCCGGGAUGCGGACGGGUUGCACGGGGGGAGGCAGCGCGGCGGCCGCGGGGUUGUGCCUGCCCGUACAGGUGUGCGCGGCGCGGAGGAAUGCCAACCACUGAGUCACGGCCCCCUCCCACCCGGGCGGCAUAAAGCCCGGCCUCACCUGGGCACGGGGCUCAGCGCGGGGCUCAGCACUCGGCUCGCACCUCCGCUCCCCUGCGAAGGCACGGCGGGAUGGAGGAACGUGGAGAACGAGGUCAAUCUUUGGGCAUGUGAGGGAGCCCCGAGGGACGGCGUUUCGCCGGAAAGAGAAAAGGGACAGCAAAAUAGAGAGGAGGGAAUAAAAGGAGGGGGG
This is a messenger RNA of Gallus gallus (chicken), 6997 nucleotides long. RefSeq names its product SAP30 binding protein (gene SAP30BP). Gene Ontology annotation, cellular component: nucleus. The record is from RefSeq and is a predicted model, not a curated record. Lineage: Eukaryota; Metazoa; Chordata; Aves; Galliformes; Phasianidae. Bases 34 to 1131 code for a protein of 365 amino acids. The transcript has 11 exons. Gene Ontology annotation, biological process: regulation of DNA-templated transcription.